Molecule: messenger RNA, 2837 nt
Organism: Canis lupus familiaris (dog)
Lineage: Eukaryota; Metazoa; Chordata; Mammalia; Carnivora; Canidae
Product: hydroxymethylglutaryl-CoA synthase, mitochondrial-like
Biological process (GO): acetyl-CoA metabolic process
Cellular component (GO): mitochondrion
Molecular function (GO): hydroxymethylglutaryl-CoA synthase activity
Source: RefSeq, a predicted model, not a curated record
AUGAGGUCAGGAAGGACCUUACUCCCCCAAGGCCCUUCGCUCCCCACGCUAGUCCUCGUGGCGCUCCUGGUGGGUGCUCUUGGCGAGGAUAUGAUUUUUCACCCUGAGUGGGGAUUUGAGUCGUAUGAAAUCAUCAUUCCCAAGAAGCUGAGCUUCCGGGGAGGUCAGCAGGGUGCUGUGGAGCAAGUGUCUUACCUCCUGCAGGUCAAAGGCAAGAAGUAUGUCCUUCACCUGUGGCCCAAGAGGUUUCUAUUACCCCGAAAUCUGAAGGUUCUCUCCUACACGGAACAGGAGAAACUCCUGGAGGAUCAUCCUUACAUACCCAGGGACUGCAACUACGUAGGCUCGGUUGAAGGAACUCAGGAUUCAGAGGCUACUUUAAGUACAUGCAUGGGGAGUCUUCGAGGCAUAUUGAAAAUUGAUGAGGAACAUUACCAAAUCGAGCCCCUCAGGGGCUCUUCCAGCUUUGAACAUGUCAUAUAUCUCCUGAAGGAAGAGGACAAAUUUCAGAAUCAUACCUGUGGCUUAACUAAUGAUGUACUAGAAAAACAGCCCAGAAUGAGAAUAUGGCUAGGCGUAGCGACUUUUAUAAUUCCUAUAAGCAUCAGAACAGCACUCUGUCUGAAUGAUAUCCCAGCACUGGAUACAGGGCUGGUGAGAUGUGGAAAUAAAAUUGUGGAAGAGAAUGAAGACUGUGAUUGUGGUUCAAGAGAGGAGUGUAAAAAAGACAAGUGUUGCCAACCGGAUUGUAAAUUCACGGAGGGUGCCAAUUGUAGCACUGGGCUUUGCUGUCAUAACUGCCACUUUCGUCCACUUGGGUACAUGUGUCGAGAGGAAGAUAAUGAAUGUGACCUUGCAGAGUACUGCAAUGGAAUCUCAAAUUUCUGCCCAAAUGACAGUUAUAAGCUUGAUGGAACCCCUUGCAAGCAUAACUCCCUUUGUUUCAGAAAGAGGUGCCGUUCCAGAUAUGUGCAGUGCCAAAACAUUUUUGGACCUCAUGACAAGGAGGCGCCUGAUCAGUGCUAUCACGCAGUUAAUUUAAUGGGUGAUCAAUAUGGGAACUGUGAAAUUUUAGGAGUCCGUGCCUAUAAAGCUUGUACCAAGGCAAAUGCAGUGUGCGGCAGGCUGCAGUGUAUAAAUGUCAACACCAUCCCUGAUCUGCCAGAGCAUACGAUCGUCAUCUCUACUCAUCUGCAAGAGGAAAAUCUCAUGUGCUGGGGGGAUUUUGAUUGUUAUCUCCACUACAGGUUUUCUACAAUCCUUGCUGUCCCCUUGGCCAAAACAGAUACUUGGCCAAAGGAUGGUAUCCUUGCCCUGGAGGUCUAUUUCCCCACCCAUUAUAUGGACCAGACAGACCUGGAGAAUUAUAACAAUGUGGAAGCAGGGAGCUACGCGGUGGGCUUUGGCCAAACCCAUAUGGGCUUCUGCUCUGUCCAGGAGGACCUCAACUCCCUGUGUCUGACGGUGGUACAGCAGCUAAUGGAGUGCAUGCAGUUCCCAUGGAACUCUGUGGGUUGGCUGGAAGUGGGCACAGAGAUGGUCAUUGACAAGUCCAAGGCUGUCAAAACAGUGCUCAUGGAGCUCUUCCAGGAUUCAGGGAAUACUGACAUUGAGGGCAUAGGUACCACCAAUGCCUGCUAUGGUGGCACUGCCUCCCUCUUCAAUGCUGCCAACUGGGUGGAGUCUAGCUCCUGGGAUGGUAUGUGUUUCCCAAGACCUUAUCUUAGAGGAACCCACACGAAGAACAUAUAUGACUUCUACAAACCAGAUACAGCUACAGAGUACCCAGUGGAUGGGAAGCUCUCCAUCCAGUGCUACCUAUGGGCCUUGAACAGGUGUUAUGCAUAAUACCAUAAAAAAAUCCAGAGCCAGUGGAAGCAAGCUGGCAUCGAUCGGCCUUUCACUCUCGAUGACUUACAGUUUAUGAUCUUUCACACACCCUUCUGCAAGAUGGUCCAGAAAUCCCUGGCUCGCCUGAUGUUCAAUGACUUCCUGUCAGCCAGUAGUGACACACAGUACAGGAUGGCAACUUUGGAGCCAUCCAAAGAUGGCUUGGGAGCAUCAGGCCUCAUUCUCACUUACUACAACAAGGACAUGGAUAAAGCACUUCAAAAGGCCUCCCUGGACACAUUCAACAAGAAAACCAAGGCCUCCCUUUACCUCUCCAUGCAUUAUAGGAAUAUGUACACCUCAUCCCUGUACGGGUGCCUGGCCUCCCUUCUGUCCCGGCACUCUGCCCAGGACUUGGCUGGCUCCAGGAUUGGUGCCUUCCCUUACAGUUAUAGCUUGGCAGCAAGGUUUUUUGUUUUUUGUUUUUUGUUUUUUAAUUUCAAGUGUCUUGGGAUGCUUCUCCAGCUGAGUCCUGUCUUUCUAUCAAGCACUUCUGGUAAGAUUCAUCAGAUCCUACAGAUGGUGGUGCCUGGGAAAUCUACACUAGCAGAGUUUCUGCCCAUGGAUCAUGUUUUUAAAAGCACACUCUUAGAUGGAAACGGAUUGGAUUGGACACAGUUGUCCCCAGAAGCAGCGGCCCUGGAGAGUGAGGGGCCAUCCUUAGUGGUCCUUCCUGCCUUUCUCUGCUGCAGUCACCGUCCUGGGCUAGUGGUGGGGCAGGGGUCCUCUGUGGAAGAGGGAGUGAGGAAGAGGGGAAGGCCUAGCCCAGAAUCACCGCCCUCCAGACCUGGGAUACAAAUCCAGAUAACUGCCUAUCGUGUUCCCUCGUGGCCAUUAGCCUUAUUAGAUUUCUGUGCUGUUACAUCUUGAUUCCUUUCUUAAGUUUUUCUAUCAAUUUCCAAAUGUUGUAGCUGGUACUAAACCCAUAAAACACACUGCAAAAGUGA